AUGGAUGAUGACAAUUCGACUAUCAGCACUGGGAGGGCGCCUACUGAUGAUGAUUAUCAAGAGGGCCAGGAUAUGCUACAUCACUAUACACUGCUGCUAUUCGACGAUAAGCUCCACCUAGCCCCCAUUGACAAGAAUCCUCAGAAAAUCCUCGACAUUGGUACCGGGACUGGAAUAUGGGCCAUUGACAUGGCCGAUGAGUACCCGUCUGCCGAAGUACUUGGAACAGACAUUUCAGCCGUCCAGCCUGCAUUCGCGCCUCUAAACUGCAGCUUUCAAAUCGAGGAUGCCCAACUCGACUGGACAUUCAAGCCCGAUGAGUUUGACUUCAUCCAUAUCCGGUAUCUUUACGGUGCGAUUGACGACUGGAAGAAACUAUACCGUCAAGCGUUUGCCCACGUACGACCAGGGGGUUGGGUCGAGAGUCUUGAGAUCGACAUUGAAACACACAGCGAGAACCCCAGGAUCGAGAAGGACGAAGGACACAUUUUCAAGAAAUGGUGCAAACUAUUCUUUGAAUGCGGCCGUCAAACUGGUCGAACUUGGGAGAUUGCACGGGAUGGCCGUCAGGAGGAGUAUAUGCGAGAAGCAGGAUUUACAGAUCUAUUUUCUAAAUCGUGGAAGCUCCCAGUUGGAGGCUGGCCUCAAGAUAAGAAGCUGAAGCAGAUUGGUCUUUAUAAUGGGGCUUUUAUUGACCACUCUAUCGAUGCUUUUGCCAUCUUCCCAAUCGGAGAGAUCCUAGGUUGGUCGGAAGAGGAGGUUACGAUUUUGGUCAGCCAGAUGCGAAAGGCACUCAAGGAGCCAAGAGCACUGCCCUAUUUCAAUGCUCGUAUGGUCUAUGGUCGAAAGCCUGAAAGUACUCCCAAGACUGCUUGA
Messenger RNA from Fusarium proliferatum ET1, 876 nucleotides. RefSeq lists its product as uncharacterized. Gene Ontology annotation, molecular function: methyltransferase activity. The transcript is spliced from 6 exons. NCBI's taxonomy places the organism in Eukaryota, Fungi, Ascomycota, Sordariomycetes, Hypocreales, Nectriaceae. The record is from RefSeq and is a predicted model, not a curated record. The coding region runs from base 1 to 876 and encodes 291 amino acids.